GCAGCAAUUAUACAUAUGUGCUAUCUAUAAGAAGCAAGGAUGUGCGAGUGCGAGCCAUUCAUUCAUACCAUUUGUUUUACUCGGGGUACAUUUAAUAAUCUUUGAAACACCACGAAGAAUAAAAAACGUAACAAGAAAUCGAUAUCAUUUUUGUUAUUCAAAUAUUUAUUGACAUCAAUAUUGAACGCUGCGAUAUAUUACCGUUAUGUCUGGAAAUCAUAAAGCGGAUAUUAAGUAUCCGUCGGAGUACGUCAAGCUCAAUAUCGGCGGUUCCCUACAUUACACUACUUUAGGCACACUACAAAAGCAUGACACUAUGCUGCGUGCUAUGUUUAGUGGCCGCAUGGAAAUUCUCACAGAUCCUGAAGGUUGGAUAUUAAUAGAUAGGUGUGGAAAGCAUUUUGGAACAAUUUUAAAUUUCUUAAGAGACGGUUCUGUUCCAUUACCAGAAAGUACUACAGAGAUGGCUGAAUUAUUGGCAGAAGCAAAGUAUUAUUGCAUUAGUGAACUAGUGGAAUCCUGUGAACAAGCGCUUCAGAAAAAAGAGAGGGAAGCUGAACCUAUUUGUAGAAUUCCACUUAUCACUUCUCCAAAGGAAGAACAAUUGUUAAUUAGCAGUACUACUAAGCCUGUAGUGAAACUGCUUGUUAAUAGGCAUAAUAACAAAUAUUCGUAUACAAGUACAUCAGACGACAAUCUGUUAAAAAAUAUAGAAUUGUUUGAUAAAAUGUCCCUUAAUUUUGGUCAUAGAGUAUUGUUUAUUAAAGAUGUAAUUGGCUCUAGUGAAAUUUGUUGUUGGACAUUUUAUGGUCAUGGUCGAAAAGUAGCAGAAGUCUGUUGUCACUCUAUUGUUUAUGCAACUGACAAGAAGCACACAAAGGUUGAAUUCCCAGAAGCCAGAAUUUAUGAAGAGACAUUAAACAUUUUGUUGUAUGAACAUCGAAAUGGUCCCAAUCAGGAAUUGAUGCAAGCAACGUCGUCGCGUGGCGCAUCGGUCAGUGGUGCACCACCUUGCACAUCAGACGAAGAAGAGGGUGAGCGCUCAGGCUUGGCUCGGCUUCGCUUCAGCAAACAAAACUGACCCACCCAUACCUCCGUUAAAACACGAGCCAAUAUGAAGUAAGAUGAGUUGAAAAGGAUGCAUAAACAAAAUUUCAUUUUUGUACAUAUACAUAUAUAUGCGCGCACGCCUAUGCAUCUACAGACGUGCAACUGUCUACAUUAUAGAUGCAUAUAUGUAUGCGACCCUUUAUACUAUAAAAAGUGAACAAUAUCAUUUCAAUUGAUUUCAUAGUAAAGCGUCAUGUUAAGUUUCGCAUCACAAUUUUAUACUUUCUCAGUACAUAUCUAUAUAUCCUGAUUAUUAGUCACAAAUUGAAAAUGAUUUAAUUCAUUAUUAUUUAACAUAUUUCCUUUGAAAUUAUUCAGAUUAUAGGCUACAGAGAUAUAAAAGUAGAUCAUCGAUCAAAUAUAAAAAUUUGAUUGUUUUUAAGAAAAUGAGGAUACGAAGACUAUAUGUUGUGCCAAAUGUUUAUGUCAGAGAUAAAGGAAAGUGGAGGUUGCCAUUCUGUGACUGAUGGAAUUAAUUGCUAUAUAGUAAACAACUCCAUAACAACUUUUAAGCAGUUAUUUAGAAUUUUAAAUUGUGUAUAAAAUGUGCGCAACAAAUGCCUGUAUUGCUACUUAUAUUACAAGUACAAUUAUUAUUGCUACGAUUAUUAAUUUCGUAUUUUUUUACGAAGCAAAGUCUAUAAUAAACAAUGCAUUUGCUUACAUAAUUCAAUUGAAAAGUUCUACCAAAUUGCUUAAAGGGUGAUGUAGAGUUGACACUGCCAGUAAGAUGAGUUUAAACUAUAAUUGGUUUUCCGAUUUUUAAACUAAUUAAAUAUGGAUCUAUUAUGGGCAGGAAUUAUUUUAUACAUCAUUCCAAAAUAUAAUGCAUAUUGAUGUUUUUUAUUUAAAGCUCUAAUUUAUGAAAAUAAGUACACUACAAUUAAAUGAAUGCUACAAAUUAUUCUCUUUUAAUGUGAUACAAACUCCUACACGUAAUAAAAGGGACCAUGUAUAUUUCAA
Ceratina calcarata is the source of this 2073-nucleotide messenger RNA. RefSeq names its product BTB/POZ domain-containing adapter for CUL3-mediated RhoA degradation protein 3. Gene Ontology annotation, molecular function: protein binding. Gene Ontology annotation, biological process: protein homooligomerization. Lineage: Eukaryota; Metazoa; Arthropoda; Insecta; Hymenoptera; Apidae. Bases 206 to 1081 code for a protein of 291 amino acids. The transcript is spliced from 5 exons. The record is from RefSeq and is a predicted model, not a curated record.